Molecule: messenger RNA, 1302 nt
Organism: Cloeon dipterum
Lineage: Eukaryota; Metazoa; Arthropoda; Insecta; Ephemeroptera; Baetidae
Gene: Phb2
Product: prohibitin 2
Exons: 8
Coding region: 112-1077 (321 amino acids)
Biological process (GO): mitochondrion organization
Cellular component (GO): mitochondrion; membrane
Source: RefSeq, a predicted model, not a curated record
AUCGCAAUCUCCACCAAACCGAUUGGCCGAGAACCGAGAAUCAGCCGGCGUGCUCGGCCAAAUUGAUUUGAUUACAUCACUCUUUUUGGGCAUUCCUCCGCAUUUAUCGGCAUGGCGCAGAGCAAACUGAACGACCUGGCGGGCAAGUUCGGCAAAGGCGGCCCCAAGGGCUUGGGCACGGCGCUCAAACUGGUGGGCCUGGCCGCCGCGGGGGCCUACGGGAUCAGCCAGUCCCUUUUCACAGUGGAGGGCGGCCACAGGGCCAUCAUUUUCAGCCGCAUCGGCGGCGUGCAAAACGACGUUUUCGCCGAGGGCAUGCACUUCAGGAUCCCUUGGUUCCAGUACCCCAUCAUCUACGACAUUAGGUCACGUCCCCGCAAGAUCUCGUCGCCGACGGGUAGCAAGGACCUGCAGAUGGUCAACAUUUCGCUGCGAGUGCUUUCCAGACCGGACUCGGUCGCCCUGCCUUCCAUGUACCGACAGCUAGGCCUCGACUACGACGAGAAGGUGCUGCCGUCGAUCUGCAACGAAGUGCUGAAGAGCGUGGUGGCCAAGUUCAACGCGUCGCAGCUGAUCACGCUGCGUCAGCAGGUGUCGCUGCUGGUGCGGCGCGAGUUGACCGAGCGGGCGCGCGACUUCAACAUCAUCCUGGACGACGUGUCCAUCACCGAGCUGAGCUUCGGCAAGGAGUACACGCAGGCCGUCGAGGCCAAGCAGGUGGCCCAGCAGGAGGCGCAGCGGGCGGCCUUCGUCGUCGAGCGCGCCGUCCAGGAGAAGCAGCAGAAGAUCGUGCAGGCCGAGGGCGAGGCGGAAGCCGCGCAAAUGUUGGGAGAGGCGAUUUCGGUGAACCCUGGCUACCUGAAGCUGAGGAAGAUCCGCGCGUCGCAGUCGAUCGCCAGGACGAUCGCGCAGUCGCAAAACCGCGUCUACCUGAGUGCCAACAAUCUGAUGCUGAACCUGAACGACCCUGCGUUCGACGAGUCGUCGGACAAGCUGCUCAAAGAUGGCAAGGACAUUGGCAGCUUGUCCUUAGGACAGAUAAGUGAGCAAACGGCCCGCAGCGUGGCUGGCGAUUAAUUAGUCCCUCUCGGAGGGAACGGUGGACAGAGGGAGCAAGAGCAGAAGACUAGGACAGACUAAAUUUACCGUUGAGUGAGAGGGACGAUUAAUUGUUGUUGUUCAAUGUGUGGUGGUUGCUUGUUACGCUACGCGAAUUUGUGCAUUUAAUUUUGAAUUUGAAGCGAUGCUUUCAAUAGUAAGAAAAUGAUGGUCCCGAAAAUAAAUACCGUAGUUCACACGCAG